CCUGAUAGUAACUUGCAGUUUCAGAGCACAUGCAUGCCUGGCUCACUGCGUUUUGCUACGCCGCUGCUACCUGCCGGGAAAUUCACCUUGUCAUUGCCUGGGGUAUCUCCCACCCGUUACAAAGUCAGAAAAAGCUGAGUUCUCUAAUAUCAAAGAGGUCUAACUUUCUGGGGGUGAUUCCGAGACAUUGAAGUACGAAGAAGAGACACUUCUAAAGAAGUAAAAUAUGACUAAAAGCAAUGGAGAAGAGCCCAGGAUGGGAGGCAGGAUGGAGAGAUUCCAGCAAGGAGUUCGUAAACGCACACUCUUGGCCAAGAAGAAAGUGCAGAACAUCACAAAGGAGGAUGUUAAAAGUUACCUAUUUCGGAAUGCUUUUGUACUGCUCACUGUCACAGCAGUCAUUGUGGGUACAAUCCUCGGAUUUGCCCUCCGACCAUACAAAAUGACCUAUCGGGAAGUCAAGUACUUCUCCUUCCCUGGGGAGCUUCUGAUGAGGAUGUUACAGAUGCUGGUGUUACCGCUUAUCAUCUCCAGUCUUGUCACAGGAAUGGCGGCCCUAGAUAGUAAGGCAUCAGGGAAGAUGGGAAUGCGAGCUGUAGUUUAUUACAUGACUACAACCAUCAUUGCCGUGGUGAUUGGCAUAAUCAUUGUCAUCAUCAUCCAUCCUGGGAAGGGCACGAAGGAAAACAUGUACAGAGAAGGCAAAAUUGUACAAGUGACAGCUGCAGACGCCUUCCUGGACUUGAUCAGGAAUAUGUUCCCUCCAAAUCUGGUGGAAGCCUGCUUUAAACAGUUUAAAACCAACUAUGAGAAGAGAAGCGUUAAAGUCCCCAUCCAGUCCAAUGAAACACUGGUGGGUGCUGUGAUAAACAAUGUGUCAGAGGCCAUGGAGACUCUUUCAAGGAUCACAGAGGAGUUGGUCCCAGUUCCAGGGUCUGUGAAUGGGGUCAAUGCCCUGGGACUGGUCGUCUUCUCCAUGUGCUUUGGUUUUGUGAUCGGAAACAUGAAGGAGCAGGGACAAGCCCUGAGAGAGUUCUUUGAUUCUCUUAAUGAAGCCAUCAUGAGAUUGGUAGCAGUGAUAAUGUGGUACGCCCCUCUGGGCAUCCUCUUCCUGAUUGCAGGGAAAAUUGUUGAGAUGGAAGACAUGGGAGUGAUUGGGGGCCAGCUUGCCAUGUACACUGUGACGGUUAUCGUCGGCUUGCUCAUUCACGCAGUCAUCGUCCUGCCCCUCCUCUACUUCUUGGUGACGCGGAAAAACCCUUGGGUUUUUAUCGGAGGGUUACUACAAGCACUCGUCACAGCUCUAGGAACUUCCUCCAGCUCUGCCACCCUGCCCAUCACUUUCAAGUGCCUGGAAGAGAACAAUGGCGUGGACAAACGUGUCACCAGAUUCGUGCUCCCUGUAGGGGCCACAAUUAACAUGGAUGGGACCGCCCUCUACGAGGCUUUGGCUGCCAUUUUUAUUGCUCAAGUUAACAACUUUGAACUGAACUUUGGACAGAUUAUUACAAUCAGCAUCACAGCCACGGCUGCCAGUAUCGGGGCAGCUGGGAUUCCUCAGGCAGGCCUGGUCACCAUGGUGAUUGUGCUGACAUCUGUGGGCCUACCCACUGACGACAUCACGCUCAUCAUUGCAGUGGACUGGUUCUUGGACCGCCUCCGCACCACCACCAACGUGCUAGGAGACUCCCUGGGGGCCGGCAUUGUUGAGCACCUGUCACGACAUGAACUGAAAAACCAAGAUGUCGAAAUGGGUAACUCAGUGAUCGAAGAGAAUGAAAUGAAGAAACCCUAUCAGCUGAUUCCCCAGGAAAGCGAAACGGAGAAACCCACCGACAGUGAAACCAAGAUGUAGACCAGCAGAAAGAAAUGCCUUCUUGAGCAUCAGGUGUUUUGAAGACGGUCACAAAAUGUUUCCAUCUCGUUACAACUACAACCAUUCUCUCCAGUGAACCCCUCACCUCCCUCUCCUUCCCUACUCUGAUAGGAUUGGGAAGUACUCAUCCAAAAACAAGGGAGGAUUUUGCAGUGGCCAAAAUAUAUAGUUUUCAUCCCACAUUUGAAAGUUUUAAAUCAUUUCAUCUUAGUCUUCGAUGAGAAGGUACUGAGAUCAAGUCUUGGUCAGAUCUUACAAGUGUAUGUGGCACACAAUCCUGUAAAUGUGAUUUUUAUAAGUUAAAGAGUCAGACAAAUAGUAGGCUAAAAUAUGGUUUUAAAUCAACUUUCAAAAUUUAAAAAUCCUUCAGAACACAACUCAGUUUAAGUAUCAAAACAACUUGAUACACUAUAAUCGGUUAUCACUUGGACAGUAGAAGGGUUUUUUCCCCUUUCUCUCUGAUUUGUAUCCUUAUUUUAUUAGUAGCAGGGCAAAGUGAACACACACCUAGCUCAGCUGUGAGGAGGUGCAUAAAGUGGAAUUCCCAUGUGGCCGUGGACAAGUCACAUCUUAUGUCUAGGCGUCAGUGUUCUUAUCCGUAAAAUGAGUGAGUUCCCUACAUGCCUUUGUGGUCUGUUCUAGCCCAGAUAUCCUGUGGCAUCAUGAAAGAGCCUGCCCUCCAUUUCCCUGCAGAACAUCCUGUAGCAAGUCUCAUCCCAUGGAGCAUGGGACUUUCAGAAAGCACAUUUAUUGGGAAUGAACGUUUCUAUGUAGGACGGAGAUGGCAGUGUGGUUUACCAGGUCCUGUGUCCAAAAUGUCAGUUAUGCAAGUCACCAGGCCCGAGGCCAUUCCAGGAGUGGAAUUAUUCAUGAUCACUUUGCUCAGUUCUUCCCAACGGUGAGAGUAUUCCCUUCUUUUCUACUCUUCCCAAACUGAAGGGGCUGCUCUGGGAAGGAUGUCUCCCACCACUCCUCAAGUGACAGUAGACUUUUAGAAAUUAAAAUAUAAGACUAGCAACUAGCAAGGGUGCACAUGGCCUUACUGUGGAACACUAAAGAGCCAGCUAGGGAAGAAUGGAGCAUGGUUGACAUUAUAAAGAGAAGAUUUUAAAACACCAAGAUUAUAGGUCAUCUUUAAGAAAGAACUUUUUUUAAAAAAAAGAAGUUCUUUUUUUUUUUAAACCAGAAACACUGUUUCUCUUCAGUUCAAAAUCAUUCCCCAAGGAAGUCUGCAUAUCAAAGUAUAAGGUUACUUCUUACGUAUUUUAAACAAGACAAACAAAUGAGAUCUCUUUCUAGAAGUCUGUGAGCUGUGUGGGUGGUCUCUUACUUGAAAAGGUUUUUGACUAUAAUCAAAAAUUCUUAGAAUGAGGGAAACAAGAUAUUUCUUUGUGUGGGAAUUCCACUUACCAAAUCAUUCGAAACCUUCAGCUGGAGUGAGGUUUGGCUUGGUUUUGUUUGUGCCCUUGAGAGAAAUGGGUAGAAUCAGUAUGAAGAUACUGCCAAUGUGGUUCCAAAAACAAAAACAAAAAAAAAACAGCAGAGGCAUUAGGUUCAGAAAGAGAAUCUCCCAGGUUUAGAGGAGAUUAACUUUUUUACCCUCUAAGGAACAUCCAGUCAAAGACACAGAGAGGGAGCUGUCGGACAAUACCAGCUGUGUUUGAGUUUCUUACUGUAAAUGGUGAAGAAUGAACUUAAUUAUGCUAACAGACUGAAAAUCUAGACAUACAUCCUCUGAUAUACAAUUAGAGGUAUUUUUAUAUAGAUCCCAAGCAUUAUAUGUGUACAAAAGUUAACGUUAGGCUGUGGUGGAGUAAUCAUUUAAUGUCAAGGCUCUAUUUCGGAAAUACACUACAAAGUUAAUGUACAUGGAUGUUAUCUUAUGACUCCAGUAGAGCAAAAAUUAAUCAUGUCAAAUUAAUUCUGUUACACGAGUGUGAUCUUUUUUCAUACUAACCAUUUCUUAUGGAAAGCAGGUCCUCUAGGAUGGUCCUCUCGCCAGCCCAUCACAGGCUCUACAUAUACAUGUACCCAGUAUGGACUGAGAAGUAUUACUUUGUAGAUGUAUUUUCAAUAAAGAAAACUUAGUUUUACAUUA
Molecule: messenger RNA, 3974 nt
Organism: Pteropus alecto (black flying fox)
Lineage: Eukaryota; Metazoa; Chordata; Mammalia; Chiroptera; Pteropodidae
Gene: SLC1A3
Product: solute carrier family 1 member 3
Exons: 10
Coding region: 227-1855 (542 amino acids)
Biological process (GO): L-glutamate import across plasma membrane; D-aspartate import across plasma membrane; L-aspartate import across plasma membrane
Cellular component (GO): plasma membrane
Molecular function (GO): neutral L-amino acid transmembrane transporter activity; L-glutamate transmembrane transporter activity; glutamate:sodium symporter activity
Source: RefSeq, a predicted model, not a curated record